Penaeus monodon (black tiger shrimp) is the source of this 1719-nucleotide messenger RNA. RefSeq lists its product as uncharacterized. Lineage: Eukaryota; Metazoa; Arthropoda; Malacostraca; Decapoda; Penaeidae. The transcript is spliced from 6 exons. The coding region runs from base 382 to 1428 and encodes 348 amino acids. The record is from RefSeq and is a predicted model, not a curated record.
UGCGCCUGUUUCCUGGUUGCCGCGUGUCACCCUGUCCCUUUUCGAAGCUUCAGGAAAACCGCCGAUUUAACACAACUAAGGAGGCGCCUGUGUUCGCCGUGUGAUGGAAAUAGUGUUUUCUGGGAAAAAUAAGAACAGCCAUGUGAUUUGUGUAGCUUAUGGAGACGAGAAAUAUUAAUCUCAUUUGAAGUAUGAUAUCUCCAUCGCUCUUUUGCAAUUAAUUGUUGCGUUAGAAAAAAAAAAUCGAAAUUUCCGUAUCUUAAAGUGAACCAAGAGGAGAAUUACCCACUUUACCUGCAAACGUAUUGUAAACUCUACUCUAUGUCCCUGAGUAAGAAUACACAUUAAGUCCUGGCUCAGCAUCCUUAAAAUACUUAAAAGAUGGAAAAACAUGGACAGCUAAUGCAGUCGAAACCACUUCCUAACUUGACUGGGCUGGUGUGCGUCUCUCUGGCACUCGUCGUGUUCUUCCACUACAGUGCCCACACUCUGCCUCUUCUCCUGCCAUGGUUGUCAUCUUCCUGUGAACAAGAGUGCUUGGAAACCUACUUCUCGUACCGAGGUCUCUCCCAGAAGGACCCAGAUUUUGUGGCGGCUGUGAGGGACACCUACAUCCUCCCUCCUCCCUCUCGCCCUGACACGUCCCCCUUCGAUGUUCGCCGGCCUGUGUGGAGGGAGCUGUUGGAGUGGGAUAAAGUGCAAGAAAUGUUGAUGGCUUUGUGGAAGAGUGAGCCCCCCGGAACUUUCGUGGAAAUCGGUGCCGUCGACGGAGAGUUUAUGAGCCAGACACUGAUGCUGGAGAAGGCCCUCGGCUGGUCGGGUCUCCUCGUGGAACCGGAUCCUCGUUCGUUCGCCAUUCUGCAAGAUCGGCGUCGCAAUGCUUCUCUCGCUCCGUUAUGUGUCUACGAACGGCAUUCCGAUCUUCAUCUGUUCUGGGCGAUGGAUUUGAUAAAAGGUUUGCCUCAAGAAUAUCAAGCGCUCACGAUGGCCAGAAGCAAAAUGUCAUCAGAAACCAUCGUCGGGGAUGAGCGUCAGGGAAGGUCGACGCUGGUGCGCUGCGUGCCCCUGUCGACCCUCCUCCUCGCGGCUCGCUUCCAGACAGCAGACUUCCUGAGCGUGGCUACGGGGCUGCCUGAAGACCACAAGCUCCUCCUUGGCGUGUUGAGGGAGCCCACAGUCUUCGAUAUCAAGACCAUCAUGGUACAGUACACGCGGGGCGUCCUGAAGGAGACGCCGUACCCGAGUCUUCAUGGGUACGUGUAUGACAUGGAGCGUUCUUUCCUCAUGACGCGGCUCUACUGGAGGAAGAGCCACUGCCGGCUGCUCGAGAAGGUGACGACCUGCAGGAGGUUCAAGCACUACGACCUGGCGGAGGCUUGCUUCAAGUACCGCUGCCUGGGUUUCGCUAUCGUGUGGUCGUACAGCUAAGCGGUGGGUGCGACAGGGCACUGGGUUUUUAUUCUUCACCUUUUAUUUAUUGCUAGUUUCUGUUAUUUCUCUCUAUUUUUCCUAUAGAGCAAAGUUUAUUUUAUUAUAUACUUUAUUUAUUUAUUCGUACGCCAGGUUACAGUGCCAAGGAUUCAAUCACAUGUUUCGUUGCAGUGGAAACGGUGUGCUUGAAACAUUUUGCCCCGUGAUGUAAGCCGUUUGAUACCUUGUAAUAAAAUUUUCUGUGUAUGAGGAAUAAAAGUUGUGCACUUUGCAAAACAUUUCAUUAAA